This is a messenger RNA of Arachis duranensis, 1403 nucleotides long. RefSeq names its product thaumatin-like protein 1. Lineage: Eukaryota; Viridiplantae; Streptophyta; Magnoliopsida; Fabales; Fabaceae. The record is from RefSeq and is a predicted model, not a curated record. The transcript is spliced from 4 exons. Bases 445 to 1389 code for a protein of 314 amino acids. Gene Ontology annotation, biological process: defense response. Gene Ontology annotation, cellular component: extracellular region.
UUCUUGCAAUAAAAACAAAGGAAGAGAGAGAAAGAAUCGAAUAUAAUCGAUUACUACUACAAAAAGUUGGGCCUCCAAAAUCUGCAAUCACUUUUCUAAGACUAAGAAUAAUGUUGGUGAAUGGUGAGGAGAUAUGUGAUUUUCCCCUAGCGUUACAGGUUUUGGUUGUUGAAGAAUGUAGAAUGAGGCAGCAAAGUUAUAGUGGGUCUUACUCAAAGUAAUAUUCCGAUCCAUUUGUAAAUAUGUAUCUAUUCACACUUUGUAAUCUUAGUUCCCAACUUUCUUCCUCUCAUUUGCACUCCAUCUAUCACACUCUCGACAAGUUCAAAUAACAUCAAAUCUAAAACUUUAUAUCCACAAGUUAGUUGUUACAUUUUAUGCAUGGGCAUGCAGCCCAAACAGUGUCACAACUCAUAAGUCACAACCUCCAUUCUUCUCUUACCAAUGGGUUCCUUAUUGUUUUCCUAUUACUGUUUCUCUACACAGAUUGCAUUCAUCUUGUUUCUAUUUUGCUUGGAUAAAGGAGCAUUAGGGGCCAAGUUUACAAUAAUUAACAAGUGUGAUUACACGGUGUGGCCUGGGAUUCUUGCCAAUGCUGGCAGCUCCGCAUUGGAUACCACCGGCUUCCACCUCCCAUCCGGCGGGUCGAGGAGCUUUCAAGCCCCACCCAAUUGGUCAGGCAGGUUUUGGGGCCGGACCGGCUGCAAUUUUGACCCCAAUACCCAACAGGGCACCUGCACCACAGGGGAUUGUGGCUCCAACAAACUUGAAUGCAAUGGUGCCGGGGCAGACCCACCCGUAACACUAGCGGAGUUCACAAUCGGGUCGGGUUCCCAAUCCCAGGAUUAUUACGACGUCAGCCUGGUUGACGGAUACAAUCUUCCUAUGAUGGUGGAUGCGGGUGGCGGGUCGGGUGAGUGUGGGUCAACGGGUUGCAUAGCUGACCUGAACCGGCAAUGCCCGAAUGAGUUGAGAGUUAGUAACCGAGUGGCAUGCAAGAGCGCGUGUGAAGCGUUUCAGAGGGCUGAAUACUGCUGCAGCGGCACCUACGCUUCACCUGCCACAUGCAAGCCUUCGGUUUACUCCACCAUGUUCAAGAGCGCGUGCCCCAAAUCGUAUAGCUACGCAUAUGACGACCUUACGAGUACAUUUACGUGUACGGGAGCUGAUUAUACCAUCACAUUCUGCCCUUCAACCACAAGCCAAAAAUCAGCAAGAGUGUCACCACCAGCGCCACCUGAAACAGGAACAGGGGAGAUGCCUAUGAUAGUGAACAGUUCAUGGUUCUCUGAUAUUUUUUAUGGACUCUCGCCCAAGUCCUACUCUUGCCCAACCUUACUCAUUGCCACUCUCACUAUCCUAAUUUUUCUCAAUUUGCAAUCCUCAUAGUGCAUGCAUUUUAA